GAGAGGGGAGGGGAGCGGAGAGAGGAGUGACUACUGAUGCUCCAGUAAUCUGCACUGUGUGAGUCAGUGCUGUGGAGAGCAAAGCAGCAGCAGCGGCAGCGGCAGCGUGAGACACGUUCCUCUCUCACGAGCGUCAACAAUGCACAAGUGGAGGAUGGGAGAGCUGAGCUGCUAAGCAAGAGGAGGAAGUGAGCAAGCCAUAUAGAAAGCAAGACGGGGCAGAGCUGACGUUAGGAGGGAGAGAGGCCAGAAGACAUAAGGACAGCUUGUUUUCCAGUUUUGAGUCCCCUUUUUGCAGAGGAGGACUGUGGAGGAUCAGUGAACCUGAUUGACAGCAGUGACGAUCUGAACUAAUCCAGAGGAAGAGGAAGUUUACCGUUACAUUUCGGAGGUGGCAGCAGGUUUAAGACCCGACGUGGUGCAGGGAUGUCCUGGUUGUCUCCGGUCCAGUGGGCCAAAUGGACAUGGUCAGCAGUGACCGGGGGCGUGGGGGACGAGGGGCAGCCCACAUCCAAGGAUGAAGGAGAGAACAAUUCCGACUCUGAAGGGACCUUCGAGACUCCAGAAGCAGAGUCUCCAGGUGUUGUGAAGCUACUGAGCCAACUGGACAACUCCAACCACACAGUUCUUCCUGAUGUUACAAACCUUGUUCUGGACAAGAACUUCAACCAGGACAUGAGCCCAGUUCCAUCCCAAGAGGUCAAUUCCCUGAACAACCUCACCCGCUCCUCAGCUAACGACAACAGCUUUGGUUUGGACCAGAACCUCAACCUGACCCUCGGUAACAAACCCAGUCCUGGCUUCCUCCCCCAGCCUCAAGCCCUCCGUCCCCCAUCACUGUCCGUCCUCUCCCCGCUAAACAAACCAGAUCCUUCUGAAGUGGACGACGAGGCUCCGGUGACGUCUGACUCCAGCCCGGACUCAAAUUUGAUCCCCAGUCAUGACAUUUGCGUGGAUCCUGACUUGCUUAAUGGCAACGUGAACUCUGACGCUGUGCAAUCAAACACAAAACUAACCUGUGAGACCAACAGCACAAUUAUCACGAACUCGUGUAAAGUGAAGCAGAACCAGCCAAUGCAGAAGGACUUCAGCGGGCAGGAUGACCAUCAUGGUGACCACGCCACAGAUGAGGAGAAGUUGGCGAGCAGUGUCGGUGUCAAACCAGACAAGGACGAAAGCAUUCAAGACUGCAAUGUGACAUCAAAACCUGAAGACUCAGACUGCUGCUCUGUGCAGUAUGAGGAUCCAUGCAUGCUGAAGAAGAAGUCGGGAGGAAGUGAAAUGGAGAAAACAGGAAGUCAGGUCCUGGAUUCCAUCUGCAUCAGCGAGGCAGAAAAACAGGCCGUUCUCACCCUCAUUAGAGAGGAGAUCAUCACUAAAGAGUUGGAAGCCAAUGACUGGAAGAAAAAGUACGAGAGCAGCAAACAAGAAGUGGCUGAGAUGAGGAAGAUUGUUGCAGAAUAUGAAAAGACAAUCGCUCAGAUGAUCGAGGACGAGCAGCGCAACAACCAGAGUUCCCAGAAGGCUUUGCAUGCUGUGACGAUGGAGAAGGAAGCCGCCCUGGCAGAUCUGAACUCUGUGGAGCGCUCUCUCUCAGACGUUUUUCGGCGUUAUGAGAAUAUGAAGAGUACCCUGGAGGGCUUUAAGAAAAAUGAAGAGGUGCUGAAGAAGUGUGCUCAGGAGUAUCUGGCCAGAGUCAAACAGGAGGAGCAGAGAUACCAGACACUUAAACUCCAUGCUGAGGAGAAACUAGACAAAGCCAAUGAGGAGAUCGCUCAAGUGCGUACAAAGGCGAGCUCAGAGAACAUGGCGAUGACUGCCAGUUUGAGGAAGGAGCAGAUGAAGAAUGAGUCUCUGGAACAAGCUCUGCAGCAGAAGAAUCAAGAGAUCGAGGAACUCACCAAGAUCUGCGAUGAGCUGAUUGCCAAAAUGGGAAAAAUAGACUGAGAGACACUCCCUGUGAAUCAGCCACUACCGUCCCUCCGGUCCUGUGAUGCCCUGUGCAUGCCCCCAGCCAAGAAGCAGCUCUCAUGCCCUCUGCCAGCCCUGCAACAAAGAGACUGCUUAUGUACAGAUGUCUAAAGUAACUUUGUGUAUACUACAAUUGCACUACUUGUGAACAGAAUCAAGACGGUUCUGUACAUGCUAACUAUUGUUUGAGUUGGGAAUCUGUAUAAUGUAUGUGGUCACAUUGUUUUGUUUGCAUUUCUGCCCAUUAUAUGGCCAUAUGGGCCCCUUGUGCUUUCGUCCAUCAUGCCAGUGAACAACAACAACCUGCUUGUGACUCAACUUAAAUUCCCAGCAGCUUAACAGCUAAAUUCCCAGCAACCCCCAACAGGAUGACAUCAUGCAGGCUGGGGUUUGUUUUAGUUACAUUAAGGCAUAUAGUAUAUUUCAAUGGGCUUCGACAAGGAUCGUUUUAUAUUAAAGCAACAAUACAUAAAAUGUAUUUUUCUAUAAAGUAAAUAGGGAUUUUACUCUGAAAGAGCAAAGCUCAGGGGUAUUGUGUGGGGCCGAAUUAGGUCAGGGUUAAAGUCAAGCUGCACAAGAACUGAAGGAAAGGAUUUAGGAUCGUUUGAAGAAAUACAGUAGUCCUCAGAGGCCUUGGUUCAUUCAGGAGUGACAAGUCAGUAAGUAAUUCACAACAUUAGCUUUACCUGGGUAACACUACAACACAGAGAGUCAGUCACAGAGUAAUAUAAUAGCCUGACAAUCUUAGACUUUCCUGUGAUUAUAUAAACGUUGUGGCUUUGUUUUGUCUGAUCCAGAAAGUCAGUAAAGAGAGAAGUUUAUCCUAAAGUGUAAAGAGAGCAAAAUCUACUCCACUGCUGUACGUUCACUAUCUUGUGUUAAGAUACCUGAACAACUGGAACAAGUUCCAACAUAUUUUGGUUUUAGAUGUUUAAAACUAUUAUGAGAUUAGCAAGUGCUGCAGCAUGUCAACAAUGAGUUGUUGUUUUUUUUUUUUAAAACCAUCACUGUGUCACAGAUUAAGUUACCAGUAAAUCACAUUGACCUUUUUGGAAACUAAGUUUGACAGUUUUGUAAGUGGUUCUGUCUGUUGCUUACGUGUAACGAAGAUGUUAGUAUUUACAGCUCUGCACUAGUUAUUCAACAGAUGAAUCUGUUUUUUUGCAUGUUUAUUUUCACAGCUCCAUAUUUCUCAUUGUUUUCUUCACACACCAUAAAACUAGUCGGGUCCGGCAGUGUUUUAGUAAUGGUUCAGGAGGCUGUAACUAAGUAUCAGUGAGUAUCAGUGAAAAUAGUUCAGAACCGGUACCAAUAUGUAAUUAAUUAAGUAUUGGUUCUGAAUAAUAAAAACGUAUAAACAAUUUCUCUGCAACAUCAAUGUUUAUUGAAGGCUCAACAUAAAAUACUAUUUGGCUCAAUAUAAUACAGUAUUGUGAAUAUGGAGUCCAUAUUUCGUCAAAGAAACUGAAAUAAGAUCAGGACUUUUGGUUCUGUACAGUUUUCAAUACUCAUUAAGUCUUGAUGUCUGAUACUCUGUCUCUUUACCACCUCGUAAAGCCAGUUCUGACACAAACCCAUUUGCGUGCCACAGUUUAUAUUCGUGCCAUUCUGAUGUAAUUUCUUUAAUAAUAAUUAAUGUUUGUAUUUGUGAAUUAGAAUUGGCGAUCUCACACUUGUGUUGACACAUUGAGGACUUGAGUGUACAUUUGCCUGAAUAAACGUAAAUAUAAUUUGCUCUAA
This is a messenger RNA of Morone saxatilis (striped sea-bass), 3711 nucleotides long. RefSeq names its product transforming acidic coiled-coil-containing protein 1-like. Gene Ontology annotation, biological process: cerebral cortex development; cell population proliferation; mitotic spindle organization. The transcript has 13 exons. The coding region runs from base 427 to 1947 and encodes 506 amino acids. The record is from RefSeq and is a predicted model, not a curated record. Lineage: Eukaryota; Metazoa; Chordata; Actinopteri; Moronidae. Gene Ontology annotation, cellular component: cytoplasm.